AUGGCGAGGUUCCCUUUUAACUUGAAAUGCUCCGCUGUGAUUCUGAUGGUGUCCUCACUUCUGGUCGCGGUCGCCUUUGCUGUUGGGCAUGACACCUUUUAUCAGAGUUUGAAUGGGAAACCUGUGCUAAACGCCCAGCCGCUCGCGUUGAUAAAUUCAUCUUUGAAUGUAUCCAGCCAGCAGGUUUAUCUGUCUGUCGGUACAUUAUUUGCCUUCCUAGUGAAGAGUUUCCUGGGAGUGUCGGUCUCCACGGUCUUUGAUCAGUUUGUUUGGAAGUCUAUUCAAAAUAGAAGAACUCGAAUCGGUAUCAUCGACGAUCUACUCUCGCUUCUUAAGAAUGGCUUUACAGUUCUCAAUCUACAAUUAUGGAAGCGUUUCCCGAUCAGCAUGGCUCUUGCUUUAAUUUGUUGGCUUCUUCCUGUGGUGUCGGUCAUAUCGCCCGCUACCUUAAGCGUGCGUUUGGCUCCCUUCAAUGAGUAUGCGUUGAAACGAAUCCCUCGUGUCGAUUUUACGAGCGCGAAUUUUGCCAGUUUCAUUUCUGUCAGCAACCCAUUCUCAGAGCCAAGUAGGCAGAACAAGUGGCUUAGCGCGUAUAGAGGUCCUACGACAGAAAUUCAAAGGGUUGCCAAUAGUGUCGCGGCACAAGGUACAAUCCUGCCAAUAGAGCCCCCAGCUAUCAACUCGUCGUGGUUAAUGGAGUUUUAUGGUCCUGCUAUUAUCUGUGACAAAGUGGACCAGACUCUUGCCGCUUAUAUCACUCAAAAUGUCGCUCAAGCUACCAACCAAUCUCAGGCGCAUUGGACAGCAAAUCCAAGCGGGCCCGAGUACUCUUUGACUAGGUACGGAUAUCUUUCUUGGACACGAGAGUCAGAUAAUCUGACGGAUUGCACUCCUUUCGUUCAAAAUGGGGGUGAUAAGUUCACCCAACGGUUGUACGAGCUUGGUCCUAUUCCUAGGGAUCCGAAGGAUGGCGGUAGAAUAUUUUCAACUCAGAAAAAGCCUCUCAGUGAAGGAUCACCUCUAUCUCUGUUUGUCGCUGUCUUUCCGCAUGCUACGGAAAACCCCGAACAUGAUGAAGUCCUGGAGAACGUGGCCGGAGCUGUACAAGAUCCAAUUAUUUUACGCUGUAUGCUCCACAAUUCGUCGUAUCAGGCCAAUCUUACCUACGUCAAUGGUGGCCAGACAAUUCAGGUGACAGACAAGGCAGUUCUCAACGGAAUUGGCUACCUUCACGGUGCUGCCAACUUCGACGAACCUGAAGUGUCCACAAAUAAUUUGAUCGUGCACAAUUCUCGGGUCAUGGAGUCUCUGUCCUAUCAGUCUAUAAUGAACGCAUUUGUUAAUCUUUUGAUUGGUUCGAUUAGUACCAAUAUGACCCAUCUCGCGUACCCUAAAAACGGUGUUGAAGUGAACGCUGUGAAUUCGAUUAACCUGACCUCCAACGUCUUAUCAACAACAUUGAUGGAAACAGAAGAGAUGAGUAUCUUUUCAUCAGCAGCAUCUGAUCCCAAUCCCUUCAUGGAUUAUUGGAAGGGGAGAUCUGUCAAUUCUUCAAAAGAUUAUCCUCGGUUAUCAGACGCCCUUGAAGUACUUUUCGAGAACAUCACGUUUUCGCUCAUGAGCUCCGAAAUGUUCCAACCCAACUACACAGUGGAGGCAGUGCCAGACACGAAUGUGACAAUCCACUCUUACCGCAACAUCACCUACACCCGAUCGGUUCUCUGGGCCGCCUACGGCACUGCACUCGGCAUCACUGCGCUCUGUGUCACUGCAGGCAUCAUUCUGUACCUCUCAACCGACGGCUCUUAUAGCAACUACAGUGGCCUUGACCCGCUUCCAGACCACAUUGCGAACGCGGAAAUAACAACCGGCUAUAACCAACGCUAUCUGGCGACAACCUCUUCUACAACUCCUCUAGGUCAUCCUCACCGAGGACCGGCGGCCUCUAGUCAACUAUUCGAGACCACUCCGGAUAAAGGUGUUCAUAAGUGA
Molecule: messenger RNA, 1992 nt
Organism: Penicillium mononematosum
Lineage: Eukaryota; Fungi; Ascomycota; Eurotiomycetes; Eurotiales; Aspergillaceae
Exons: 3
Coding region: 1-1992 (663 amino acids)
Source: RefSeq, a predicted model, not a curated record